AUGACUCCUCCUGGUCGUCAAGUCACUUAUGAGUCCGCUGCAAGCACUAAUAACCCACCAGAGAAGCAAGCAUAUCCACACUCAAAAUGGAGCUUCGGCGUUCUCAAUGAUAAGUCAACUAUAGAAGUUCCAGGUUCGGUGCUUUUACUGGCAGCAGACCGUAAUGAGCCUCUCGGUCUACGCAACAUCCACGCUAGAACAUCUCAUUCAUCCAUCCCGACGGGAUUUCCAGUCGAUUCUGAUAGACAAUCCAUCCGACGUCAGACACAGCCGGAAAAGAAAAAGACCGAAGAUGGCACCAUCAUCCUUGAUCCCCAGCCGGAUGAGUCUGCAAACGAUCCUCUCAACUGGCCGGGCUGGAAGCGUGAUUCUGCUCUCUUAUCCCUGGGGUUCUACUGCAUGAUUGGCGGUGGAAUUGGGUCCAUCAUGGCUGCUGGAUUUACAAAUAUUGCUCACGACUAUGCCGUGAACGUGGAAACUGUUUCCUUAGUUGUUGGCCUCUACAUGAUGGGCCUUGGUAUUGGAGCUGUCCUGGCAUCUCCCACAGCGAUUCUUUUUGGAAAACGACCAAUUUAUCUUGCAAGCGCCAUAAUAUUUAUCCUCACCUGCAUUUGGGCAGGCUUAUCGCCCAGCUUCCCCUCUCUCCUAGCAGCCCGCAUCGUUCAAGGAAUGUCGUUGAGUCCGGUAGAAUGCCUUCCGUCUGCGACAAUUGCCGAGAUUUUCUUCCUGCAUGAAAGAGCGUACCGUAUUGGAAUAUAUACCUUGUUACUUUUAGGUGGAAAGAAUUUGAUACCUUUGAUAAGCGCGGCUAUUAUUGGGAGGUUUGGGUGGCGCUGGGUGUUUUUUAUUGUGGCAAUUGUGACCUGCUUCAGCUUUAUUUUGCUGUUCCUCUUCGUGCCUGAGACCUUUUGGGAUCGGACGCCAACUAGAAGUCCUACGAAGCGACCGAGCUUUCUUCGUCGCCUGUCAUCUAGAAGGAGCGUAUCAUCUCAGCGACCGGUGCCAGUCGCAAAUCUGCCCAAACUUCCUAACAAGGAAGAAGAUACACAAGGUGCAGAUAGCCCGCAAGUACUGAAUAGCAGCUCACAACAACCUGGGGUGCCUCCUGGUCAACUGGGGGAUAGUCUGGCUCCCCCAAUCUCGGAAAACAUGCAACCGACCAACGUCAUCCCAACUGAAGACAGGGACCAGCUUCAAACGUCAAACCAAAAUAAAUCGAUUGAAAAGGCUCAAGAUGUCAACGAAACCUCAAAUAUAGACCCGGAACGAGCUGAACCCUUACCAGUGUUAGCCCCAGUGACCAAGGCAUACACUCAUGAGCUACGGCAACGCCCUGCAAUACCCUUCAGACAACAACUAAGACCAUAUCACGGCCGCCUCAACAAUGACAAAUGGCUCAAAGUCAUGGUGCGACCUUUCAUUCUUUUUGCCUAUCCAGCCGUGUUGUGGUCUGCCGCUGUCUAUGCCUGUUCGAUCGGUUGGCUCAUGGUGAUUUCCGAGAUCAUGGCAAUUAUCUAUCGAGACCCUACAUCCUACAAUUUCACCCCUUUACAGACCGGCCUGGUAUAUAUUGCGCCUUUUGUUGGAGGUAUUCUAGGCACAGCUGUAGCGGGCAAAGUUAGCGACAUCGUCGUUCGGGCAAUGUCGUCACGCAAUGGAGGAUUAUACGAACCAGAGUUUCGACUCGUCAUGGCCAUUCCAAUUGCUCUUGCAACAUGCAUGGGAUUGAUGGGCUUCGGGUGGUCUGCAGAGCAAAAAGAUCAUUGGAUUGUCCCUACAGUGUUCUUUGGAGUCCUGUCUUUUGGCUGCUCACUAGGCUCGACAACAUCCAUUACGUUCUGCGUGGACAGUUACCGACAGUAUGCUGGCGAGGCCCUCGUAACGCUGAAUUUCUCCAAGAAUAUUUUCCAUGGCCUGGUAUUCAGCUUGUUUGUGUCCAGUUGGAUGGUUAAAGACGGCCCACGAAAAGUAUUCAUGUGGCUUGGGAUUAUUCAGCUCAUCUUGCAGCUCACUACGAUACCCUUAUUUAUAUUCGGCAAGCGAGCCAGGCUGUGGACGGUGAGGAAGAAUUUCAUGGAGAAAUUCUAG
Messenger RNA from Pochonia chlamydosporia 170, 2088 nucleotides. Its product is annotated as MFS transporter. Gene Ontology annotation, molecular function: transmembrane transporter activity. The coding region runs from base 1 to 2088 and encodes 695 amino acids. The record is from RefSeq and is a predicted model, not a curated record. The transcript has 3 exons. Gene Ontology annotation, biological process: transmembrane transport. NCBI's taxonomy places the organism in Eukaryota, Fungi, Ascomycota, Sordariomycetes, Hypocreales, Clavicipitaceae.